Molecule: messenger RNA, 1142 nt
Organism: Melospiza georgiana
Lineage: Eukaryota; Metazoa; Chordata; Aves; Passeriformes; Passerellidae
Gene: KCNMB4
Product: potassium calcium-activated channel subfamily M regulatory beta subunit 4
Exons: 3
Coding region: 25-660 (211 amino acids)
Biological process (GO): potassium ion transport; detection of calcium ion
Cellular component (GO): membrane; voltage-gated potassium channel complex
Molecular function (GO): calcium-activated potassium channel activity; potassium channel regulator activity
Source: RefSeq, a predicted model, not a curated record
GCGGAUGCCAGCGGCGGCCGGGCGAUGGCGAGGAGCCGGGCGGCUUACGAGUACACGGAGGCGGAGGACAAGAGCAUGCGGCUGGGUUUCCUCCUCAUCGCCGCCGGCUUGCUCUCCCUCCUGGGUCUGGGCUGCUGCUGGCUUCGCCCGGCGCUGCAGGAGCGGGGCGGCGGCGGCUCCGCCAACUGCACGGUGCUGGCGGUGCGGCAGCUGGGGGAGCGCUUCGCCUGCACCUUCUCCUGCGGGGCGGCCUGCCGCGGCACCGCCCGCUACCCCUGCCUGCAGGUGCUGGUCCGCACCUCCCGCUCCGCCGCGCCCGCCCUGCUCCACGAGGACGAGCGGCAGCUGCGCACCAACCCCAAGUGCUCAUACAUCCCUCCCUGUGCAAGAGAUGAUCAAGAGAACUCUGAGAACGUCACGUACAAGCAGAAAUACUGGAAGGAGAAAGUGGGAUCUCAACCAUUCACAUGCUACUUUAACCAGCACUUGAGGCCGGAUGACGUGAUGCUGAAGCGCACCCACGAUGAGACUGUUCUCUUGCACUGCUUCCUCUGGCCCGUGGUGACUUUGCUGGUCGGAGUCCUCAUCGUGGUCCUGACCAUCUGUGCCAAGAGCUUGGCUAUCAGGGCAGAGGCAAUCAAAAAGAAGAAGCAUUUGUGAGUGGCAAGGCUGCUUGUGGAACAGAGAAACCUGCAUGAAGGUCUGAGGUGGGGCAGCCUGACACACCUGCAGGUCUGUGGGGCACCCAGCUGCAUCUCCUGCCAGGGUCUGAUCUGUGCUGGAGUAGCUCUUGUCUCAGGACUGCUCUUGGGAGAUUGCCCCGUGAAAUGCCUGCUAAUUGCUUCUUCUGCUAUGGCACUAAAUAAGUAUAUCCUACCAAAAAAGAGAGAAAUCUACACUGCACCAAAUAUGCUGUGUGCUGUUAGUGCUGAAGAGCAGCUGCCCAGAAACUGAGACAGUUUAUGAAACUCCCUGAUGAUGUUGCUUUCAUCUCCACAAAGCAAUCUUUGCUAAUGUUUAAUAUUAAAUAUUUAAAAUAUUUACUUUAGAUAGAACAUAUUUCUAAAAUAAUAAAAUUUUAUUGUUUUGGGGGUUUUAACUUUUGGGGGUUUUCUUUUUUUUUCUUUUUUUUUUUUUUUUUU